CUCCUCUCCUCUACUCCGCUCCGCCGUCGCUGUUGCUCUCUGAUCCCUAGGGUUUACUUUCCCCUCCUCCUCGAACUCUAGGGUUUUUCCGCUCGCUCUCCGCCACCAUGACGGCCGCCGAGACGCAGGAGGAGCUGCUCCGCAAGCACCUCGAGGAGCAAAAGAUCGAGGGAGAUGAGCCUAUCCUUGAGGAUGACGAUGAUGACGAGGAUGAUGAUGAUGACGAGGAUGACAAAGAUGAUGAUGUAGAAGGAGCAGGAGGUGAUGCUAGUGGAAGGUCUAAGCAGAGUAGGAGCGAGAAAAAGAGCAGGAAAGCCAUGCAGAAACUUGGCAUGAAGACCAUCACUGGUGUGAGCCGUGUCACUAUCAAAAAGAGCAAGAACAUUCUGUUCGUCAUCUCUAAACCAGAUGUCUUCAAGAGCCCAAACUCAGACACCUACGUCAUCUUCGGUGAGGCGAAGAUCGAGGAUCUGAGCUCGCAGCUGCAGACUCAAGCUGCAGAGCAGUUCAAGGCACCUGACCUGAGUAACGUCAUCUCAAAGGCCGAGCCUUCUGCAGCAGCUCAGGAUGACGAGGAGGUCGAUGAGUCUGGCGUCGAGCCGAAGGACAUUGAACUGGUGAUGACACAGGCCACCGUGUCGAGAUCGAGGGCGGUGAAGGCGCUGAAGGCUGCUAACGGUGACAUUGUCACUGCCAUCAUGGAGCUGACGAACUAGUGGAAUCACGAAACGUUGUGGUGGGGAUGGAACUUGUGGGUUAAAUUUUAAUGUUGAGGGCGCAUUGAUAGGAUGAACCCUCCUCCUUGGUUAUGCUAUCUUGAGAGCGGUAGGUAGUGUUACGAAACUUCAAGGCCUAUAUCAUCCUUUGAUAAGAUCGACUGUUUGCUAUUUAAUAUGCCUUUUUCAUUCACUGGUCUCGCUACACAUGCCUGCAUGCUCCAUGGCUUCUAUUAUCGAAAAACUGUUGAAUGUGAAUGAGUAUGUUUUUUUGCA
This is a messenger RNA of Oryza sativa Japonica Group (Japanese rice), 992 nucleotides long. Its product is annotated as nascent polypeptide-associated complex subunit alpha-like protein 1. Lineage: Eukaryota; Viridiplantae; Streptophyta; Magnoliopsida; Poales; Poaceae. Gene Ontology annotation, cellular component: nascent polypeptide-associated complex; cytoplasm. Gene Ontology annotation, biological process: protein targeting to membrane. The record is from RefSeq and is a predicted model, not a curated record.